This is a messenger RNA of Diachasma alloeum, 2430 nucleotides long. RefSeq names its product V-type proton ATPase subunit B (gene Vha55). NCBI's taxonomy places the organism in Eukaryota, Metazoa, Arthropoda, Insecta, Hymenoptera, Braconidae. Gene Ontology annotation, cellular component: proton-transporting V-type ATPase, V1 domain. Gene Ontology annotation, biological process: proton transmembrane transport; ATP metabolic process. The transcript has 4 exons. Bases 118 to 1602 code for a protein of 494 amino acids. The record is from RefSeq and is a predicted model, not a curated record. Gene Ontology annotation, molecular function: proton-transporting ATPase activity, rotational mechanism; ATP binding.
CGAGCAGUCGCAUAGGCCAGAGGCAAUCAGACGUCUCCAUUCAUCGGCGAGUGUCUGCCACCGUUGACAAAGUUGCCCUAAAAAUUCGUAUUUGUUGUUCAAUUGAUAAAUAAAACAAUGAACCAGACAAUGGGGAGCCGUCAGGCGCUCAAGGAGCACGUCCUGGCUGUCUCUCGGGAUUUUAUCUCCCAGCCGAGGCUCACUUACAAGACAGUAUCAGGUGUCAACGGACCCCUAGUAAUCCUUGACGAAGUUAAAUUCCCGAAAUACGCCGAAAUUGUCCAACUGAAGCUCGCCGAUGGCUCCCUGCGUUCGGGUCAGGUGCUCGAGGUGUCUGGCUCCAAAGCCGUCGUCCAGGUGUUCGAGGGCACCUCUGGGAUCGACGCAAAGAACACCCUCUGCGAGUUCACCGGUGAUAUCCUGAGGACUCCAGUGUCCGAGGACAUGCUCGGUCGCGUGUUCAACGGCUCUGGAAAGCCCAUUGACAAGGGGCCCCCCAUUCUCGCUGAGGACUUCUUGGACAUCGACGGACAGCCCAUCAACCCCUGGUCUCGUAUUUACCCGGAGGAGAUGAUCCAGACGGGUAUUUCUGCCAUUGACGUCAUGAACACCAUCGCUAGGGGGCAGAAAAUUCCGAUUUUCUCGGCUGCUGGUCUUCCUCAUAAUGAGAUUGCAGCCCAAAUUUGUCGUCAAGCAGGUCUGGUAAAAGUCCCUGGAAAAUCCGUGCUGGACUCCCACGAGGACAAUUUCGCCAUUGUCUUCGCAGCUAUGGGUGUGAACAUGGAGACAGCUCGUUUCUUCAAGCAGGACUUCGAGGAGAAUGGCUCGAUGGAGAACGUCUGCCUCUUCCUGAACCUCGCCAACGACCCCACCAUCGAGCGUAUCAUCACGCCACGUCUGGCCCUGACAGCAGCCGAGUUCCUGGCCUAUCAGUGCGAGAAGCACGUCCUCGUCAUCCUGACGGACAUGUCCUCGUACGCCGAGGCUCUUCGUGAGGUAUCAGCUGCCCGUGAGGAGGUGCCCGGACGUCGUGGUUUCCCGGGUUACAUGUACACCGAUUUGGCCACCAUCUACGAGCGCGCUGGACGUGUUGAAGGGCGCAAUGGCUCCAUCACCCAGAUCCCCAUUCUCACUAUGCCCAACGACGAUAUCACUCACCCCAUCCCCGAUCUCACUGGCUACAUCACUGAGGGACAGAUUUACGUGGAUCGUCAGCUGCAUAACAGGCAGAUUUAUCCACCUGUCAAUGUAUUACCUUCACUCUCACGUCUCAUGAAGUCGGCUAUUGGCGAGGGCAUGACGAGGAAGGAUCACUCCGACGUUUCCAAUCAGUUGUACGCUUGCUACGCCAUCGGCAAAGACGUCCAAGCAAUGAAGGCAGUGGUGGGUGAGGAGGCCCUCACCCCCGACGAUCUCCUCUACCUCGAGUUCCUCUCGAAAUUCGAGAAGAACUUCAUCUCCCAAGGCAGCUACGAGAACCGCACUGUCUUCGAGUCCCUCGACAUUGGCUGGCAGUUGCUCCGUAUCUUCCCCAAGGAGAUGCUCAAACGUAUUCCUGCCAGCACCCUGGCUGAAUUUUACCCCAGGGAUUCGCGCCAUUAAGCCAGCGAAAAAAAUUAUUUUAUCGAAAUUUACUUUCUUUUCUCCAAGUGUUACGUUUGAAUGAGCUAUUACGAUGGCAUAGCCGCACGACUUUGAGUCGUCUUGUGUUCUCAAUCAUCUCUGCCAAUUGGUAUUGAUACUGAUAUUUGCAGAGUGCAGACGUCCAGUUGGUUCCAUCGAUAAAUUUCAAGUAAAUUAAAUUAACAAAUUACUUAUCAAUCAAAGAGUCGUGCCGAUUACCAUCGAACGUUGGGUCGUGCAAAGUUUAAUGAUAAAAGUGCAUAAAGAGUUCGUCAUUUCACUGACUAGAGACAAUAUUCAGAAUAUUUAACAAAAUUCGAACGAAAAAAUAUGCGAAAUACUUUGUAUUUCUUCUCCAUUCGUUGGAUCGUCAGGAAUUUUAUUAAAAUCAUGUAAAUUGUAAUAUAUUGUUCAGUAUUAUCAUAAGAAAUAUAAAUCAUUAGAGUUCAACUCUCGACGGUGUGCAAACAUUCCAAAAGUUGAAGUUUCCCCCCUGUGGCUACACGAUCAUUAAAAAAAAAUCAAUUUCCGAUGGGCGUGAUGAUUUUGGAGAAUUUACUGGUCUACCGGGAGAAAUAAUUCUGUUCUUUACUGCACAGUGAAACGAGAGGUUGUGCUUAUGAUAAUGCUUUCACAUUAAUGAAUGAAACAAAGAAAAAACCCCUGAACAACACUGAAUGUUUAUUUAAGGUUUUACGAUUUCUUGUGAUGUUUUAAUAUCAUUUCAACGAUGGAUCGGAUUUUUUUCUGUAAUGUUUAGAACAGUGUAUGUAUUAUAACUGUAAAAAAAUUAUUCGUUGAAUGUAA